This is a messenger RNA of Alternaria novae-zelandiae, 819 nucleotides long. RefSeq lists its product as uncharacterized. The coding region runs from base 1 to 819 and encodes 272 amino acids. The record is from RefSeq and is a predicted model, not a curated record. NCBI's taxonomy places the organism in Eukaryota, Fungi, Ascomycota, Dothideomycetes, Pleosporales, Pleosporaceae. The transcript has 2 exons.
AUGGCUGAUCUCAAGUACAAGCGCAUCGAAGCUGGUGAAAACCGGUUUUCAGAACUGCCGGUGGAGAUUCGCCAGAUGAUCUGGAAGUACGCCUUGACUACAGACCACGGCACCAUUGGCACGUUCAAGCAAGAGAAUGGGAAUGUAGUCAUUUGCGGAGGACGCAGUUAUGACAUGGAGACACCCGUCAAUCGCAUCUUCGAGGUAUGCAAAGCUUUCAAGAUCGAACAUCUGUAUAUGGAGCUGUUCUACAACCAUCUGUACGUCGAUUACACCGGAAGCAAGGUCCUGAUGAACGUACUACGCGCCAGCAAAUCGGUACUCAAGGAAACCAAGCGCCAAGUUACGUACAUGACAAACUGGCGCAUGUACGUGGCACCGCCAAAUCUCCUGGAUGACCUUCUUGUGUACGGGAAAGAGAAUCCCAACAUCACGAUCAAUCUUCCGGUGUGGGGUUGGAGGCUCAGAAGCAUGCAGCCAAACGAUAUUCGCGACUUCAUCCAGUUUGGUUGCGAUCUUCGCCAUGCGAUCAGAGGAAACGGCGGCGAUAAGGCAAGGUUUUCUUCGGUAGCGAAGAUGUGGAGGGGCAGUAGAGAGUUGGCGGAUAUCGAUGUAUCCAAUGUUCGGUUUUUUCCAUUGAUGGACGUCAAGGGCAAUGAAAGGGAGGUAUGGAGUGAAGGGGAGUGGAAUAAAGUCAAGAAUGCUUGCAGUGUGAAGGCGUUCAAGGACUACCUCCGGGGCUAUGAUCGCUUCUCAAAGAGCGAUGCUCUAGACAAGUUAGUUGCCGACGUUAAGGACUACCACAGGAACGGAAUCUGA